Messenger RNA from Dermacentor albipictus, 1606 nucleotides. Its product is annotated as glutathione S-transferase-like. The record is from RefSeq and is a predicted model, not a curated record. NCBI's taxonomy places the organism in Eukaryota, Metazoa, Arthropoda, Arachnida, Ixodida, Ixodidae. Gene Ontology annotation, molecular function: glutathione transferase activity. Gene Ontology annotation, biological process: glutathione metabolic process.
UGGCUUGUCUGGGAGGUCUUUCGGCGUGGUUCCGCGGGUUGGGUACGCGAUUCACUCAGUUGCCGGUGGGCUGUACAGCGAGACGCGUGCUAAGUCGCCCACGAGAAAGUACCGAAUCCGCGGUUGCCGUUGCUUUCGAGAAUUCCCGAGAAUCGAGGCAUCUGAACGGACAUGGCUCCCGUAGUUGGCUACUGGGACGUGCGGGGCCUGGCGCAGUUCAUCCGCAACCUCCUCGUGUACAAGGGAGUCGAGUUCCAGGACAAGCUGUACAAGUUCGGCCCGGCGCCCGACUUUGACCGAUCCGACUGGUUCAAGGAGAAGUUCACGCUGGGACUGAAGUUCCCCAACCUGCCGUACUACAUCGACGGCAACGUCAAGAUCACCCAGAGCUUGGCCAUCCUGCGCUACCUGGGAAAGAAGCACGACCUGGCCGGCAGGAACGAGGAGGAGACCCUCGAGCUGGACGUGCUCGAGCAGCAGGCCCGGGACCUGUCCACACGCCUGCUCACCUCCACGGCUCCGACCCCCAACUACGAGGAGGUGCUUAAGGCGUACGCGGACAACAUCGACAACGUGCUCAAGCCCUGGGAGGAGCACCUGGCCAGCAACAAGUGGGCCCUGGGCGACAGGCUCACGUACGUGGACUUCCUGCUCUACGAGGGGCUCGACUGGCACCGCGAGUUCAAAGGCGAGGCCGUGCAGCGGCACCCACACAUCGUCGAGUACCUGAAGAAGUUCGAGGAGCUGCCUAACCUGAAGGAGUACUUCGCCUCGGACAAGUACCACAAGUACCCCAUCCUGGGCCCACACCGCAAGUGGGGCUUCAAGAAGUGAACCACCCUGCCAAUUGCAUGCUCCUCGUACGGGUAACCACCUUUAGCGCUCUAGCGCCACCGAAUAAUAAAAAAAGGCCCGCUACUUGAAUAAACUGAAAUAAUCUGGGGAUUGAACCCGGGACUGACGCCAUUCCGUGGCAGUCGCUAUGCCAUCUGAACUAAUGAUAAGUCUAGCAAAUCUAGGUCGAGGCCAGAUUGAUAUGAUAACUGGAAACGUAGGGACACUGAUAUUGAAAAAUAGUUUUGCCGAAGCCCGCAAGCUGGAGGACGUUUCGUGAGUGAAAUAUUGGCAUCCACCUGGACUGCAGCACAAACGUGACUCACUGCAUUACGUUGGUGCUCUAGAAUUCAGCCCUCUUAUUCCGGUGUUCAAGAAGGAAGGAUACCUUCUAGAAAGUAGAAUACCUUGGAUAGUGGAGGUAGAAUACCACUACCUUGACUCGACGCUUAAGCAACUUCGCCUCAACCCAUUGAUGGAUGCUAAAAGCACCCCCUCCGAAACGAGGUGGUGGGUGAUGCCCCCCCAAGCUCGCUAUUUUUUCCCUUGUGCUUCGUUUAUUAUCGGCCCUUAAAGGGCAAGGGGUGAGACCGGGCAAGUUGGCGAUCCAUAACGCGCUAAGCGUGGCAGUAAGCGAAGGACUAAAAGGCACGACGCAGAUAAGCGUUUGUAUCCGUCUCGCCUUUCCGUCGUUUGUUUGCGGUCGAUCGGUGUAGGUCAUCUUAAAAGGCAGCGAAACAAUUUUUCAAAAUAAAGGUGAGUUUUUAGCGAA